AUCCUCUUCACAUACAUAAGCAUAUAAACCCCCAGUGAGUUUUGUCCUCGUGCAGAUAAAUUCCCAAUAUAUGGAAUAGUUUCUGUUACCCUAGUCCCAAGUCUCUUCGUCUCCUCAACUUGAUAUUUAUAAGAGAUCGAUAAGCUCAAAGAAGAGAUGGAGAUCACUAACGUUAACGAGUAUGAAGCCAUCGCUAAGGAAAAAUUACCAAAGAUGGUCUACGAUUACUACGCUUCUGGCGCAGAAGAUCAGUGGACUCUUCAAGAGAACCGAAACGCUUUCUCUAGAAUCUUGUUUCGGCCUCGGAUUCUGAUUGACGUAAGCAAGAUUGAUAUGACUACAACUGUCUUGGGAUUCAAGAUUUCUAUGCCCAUCAUGGUUGCUCCUACUGCUAUGCAGAAGAUGGCGCAUCCUGAAGGUGAGUAUGCUACGGCUAGAGCUGCAUCUGCUGCUGGAACUAUCAUGACACUAUCUUCAUGGGCUACUUCUAGCGUUGAAGAGGUUGCUUCAACAGGACCCGGAAUCCGAUUUUUCCAGCUCUAUGUCUACAAGGACAGGAACGUGGUUGCUCAGCUUGUGAGAAGAGCAGAGAGAGCCGGAUUCAAAGCAAUCGCUCUCACUGUCGAUACACCGAGGCUUGGUCGCAGAGAAUCUGAUAUUAAGAACAGGUUUACCUUGCCACCUUACUUGACUUUGAAGAAUUUUGAAGGUCUUGACCUCGGCAAGAUGGAUAUGGCAAAUGACUCAGGACUAGCAUCCUACGUGGCUGGACAAAUUGAUCGUACCUUGAGCUGGAAGGAUUUGCAAUGGCUUCAGACAAUCACAAAGCUGCCUAUUCUUGUGAAAGGUGUGCUCACAGCUGAGGAUGCUAGGAUGGCGGUACAAGCAGGAGCAGCCGGUAUCAUCGUGUCUAACCACGGUGCUCGUCAGCUUGAUUACGUCCCAGCCACAAUCAUAGCCCUUGAAGAGGUUGUUAAAGCAGCUCAGGGAAGGAUUCCGGUAUUCUUAGACGGUGGAGUUCGACGUGGAACCGAUGUCUUCAAAGCACUUGCGCUUGGAGCCUCGGGCAUAUUCAUCGGACGUCCGGUGGUGUUCUCGUUGGCGGUGGAAGGAGAGGCCGGCGUGAGAAAAGUGCUUCAGAUGAUGAGAGAAGAGUUCGAACUCACAAUGGCAUUAAGUGGAUGCACUUGUUUAAAGGAGAUCACACGUAACCACAUUGUCACCGAUUGGGAUGCUCCUCAGGCACGUUUAGUCCCAAAGCUGUAAAUACAUAUACCAAAAGAAAUGUAUCUUUUGCCUUCUUCGUCGUCUAUCCUUGUGAUUUCUAUGUACAUUUCAAUGGCUACCGCUAUUCUUCUGCCUUUUCUUUUCUCUCUGCGUAUCUUUUUGUUAAUUCCCUUGAUAUCUACUUGUAAAUCCUUGUGUUUUGUAUGUAUAUUAAAACCUCGUGAUUUGUAGUUGUACGUAGUCCUUAA
Molecule: messenger RNA, 1475 nt
Organism: Eutrema salsugineum
Lineage: Eukaryota; Viridiplantae; Streptophyta; Magnoliopsida; Brassicales; Brassicaceae
Product: (S)-2-hydroxy-acid oxidase GLO1
Exons: 11
Coding region: 157-1266 (369 amino acids)
Cellular component (GO): peroxisome
Molecular function (GO): oxidoreductase activity; FMN binding
Source: RefSeq, a predicted model, not a curated record